Messenger RNA from Procambarus clarkii (red swamp crayfish), 6686 nucleotides. The record is from RefSeq and is a predicted model, not a curated record. Lineage: Eukaryota; Metazoa; Arthropoda; Malacostraca; Decapoda; Cambaridae.
GUUGCUGGAGGUGGACUGGUUGAAUGACCUGUGGCGACCUGAUAGCUUUUUCAAGAACGCCAAGCAAGUGACCUUCCAGACGAUGACCAUUCCCAACCACUACGUCUGGCUUCACAAGGAUUCUACCAUCCUGUACAUGGUCAAGUUGACGCUGACAUUGUCCUGCGCCAUGAACUACGCCAUCUACCCUCACGACACCCAGGAGUGCAAGUUGCAGAUGGAGAGCCUAUCCCACACGACAGAAGACCUGGUCUUCGACUGGGAUGCAGAUGUUCCCCUUGAAGUGGACGACAACAUUGAGUUACCCCAGUUUGACCUGGUGAAGAACCACACGGCCGACUGCACCCAGGUCUACAUCACAGGUAACUUCACGUGUCUGGAGGUGGUGUUCCAGCUGCGGCGUCGGCUGGGCUAUUACCUCUUCCACACCUACAUGCCCACCUGCCUUAUUGUCAUCAUGUCGUGGGUGUCGUUCUGGAUCAAACCCGAGGCGGCCCCGGCUCGGGUGACCUUGGGGGUGACCUCUCUCCUCACACUCUCCACUCAGCAUGCCAAGUCGCAGGCCUCCCUGCCCCCCGUCUCCUACAUCAAGAUCAUCGACAUGUUUAUGUCCACCUGUACGGUGUUUGUGUUCCUGGCGCUGAUGGAGUACGCCCUGGUCAACGUUGUGCUGGGCGACGGACCUGACACUCCGCCCAAGAACCCCAAACCUACAGAGAAGGAAGCCAAGUCUCUUCAUCAUCAUUUCUCCAGUGAUAAGCAGGACGGUGGUCGGCUUGGUUUCGGAAGUGUCUCCCAUCACCCUCUGUACUCCCAAACCCACUACGACCACCACAGUGACUUGGCCGCCCACCACAGCAACCCCUAUCUCCACAGCAACCCUACCCACGGUACCAUCACCUUGGCCCAUGGUACGCCCAUACGGGGCCCUCUCACCCACGGAGCAGCACUGCACAGCCCCUACGCCCAUGGGCCACAAAUGCAUCGCCCGCACUACAUCCACGAAACCCCAGCCCACCACUACCAUAGCGGCUUAGCCCACGCUACGCCUAUGCAUGGCCCUCUGGCCCAUCCCAUACACAACACUCUAGCCCACGGCACACCCAUGCAUGCCACCUUAUCCCACGGUCCGCCCAUGCAUGGCGCCCUGGCCCACGGGACGCCCAUCCAUAGCGUCAGGGGGCACGGCAACCAGACAUACGAUAACGUCAUGUGUCCUCCGUUGCCCAGCGUGCCCCCGCCUCCACCUCCUCCUACGAGGCUGCCGGGCCCAACGCCGGCCCAGAAGAGGAGAGCAAGAGCCAUCCUCGUCGACCGCUUCUCCAGGGUGUUCUUCCCGUCCACCUUUGGCCUUAUUAAUGGAGUGUACUGGCUUAUAUUCUGGCUUUAUUUAUAAGCACCAGCAUCACCUUCCCGGCUUUUGAAUUACGAUUAUACUGAUUUUUCUUAGAUCUAAAGUGGAUUAAAUUGUGUAGCUCAGAAGUGCAGCGAUGGUUUAUUUUGACCAUUUCUACUGGAGGAUCUAUGUGUGUGUCGGGUUUAAUUCCCUGUUUGGGUUAAAUCUGUUAAAUCCCUUUGUAGAUUCAAUGUAAAACUAUUACACUCUGUCAUGUUCUAUACAUAUCCCUGGGAUUUAUAAAUCAGUUUCCAGCUCAGUUCAUAAAACAAAUUUUUCCCUUGUACCACCGACCAAUCGUUUUCUAUAAGUACCUACAAAACUUGAACCUCUCCCCCUUGCAUCCCGUGAAGCCGAGGAGUGGAUCGCUUGCUAGCGGCAUCCUAAACAGGUUUGAAUGAGUCUCAUUUGUUAGUUCAUCUCACGAGAGAUUUGGUUGUGACUUAUAUUUCCUUGUAAUUCAACUUUGAUAUGCUGAAGCAGUAUGUUUCUGCUUGUAUGUAUAUACAACUAGGGGUUUGGCAUACAAUUUUCUGACUGUACUGCUGUAUGUAAGUCGGGAUAUAUUGUAGUGUGUAUAUUUGUAAAUCAGAAUACAGUGUACUGUUUAUAUUUGUAAAUCAGGGAGUAUUGCAUUUACUGUUAAUGUUUGUAGAUCAGGUUAACUGGUUAGUUAUUCAAGUUAUUCAUCAGGUAUAUCUGUAAGUAGCUGUAAAGUUAUUUACUUGGUAGAUUUGUAAAUAAGGGCCAGGAGUCAUCAAACAUUUACAAAUCUAGUUACGAAACCUGUACAUGUUUUUACAAUGAUGGCAACUUUAUUUACAUUUAUUACACAGAUUAUGAACUUCGAAGCACAACGAGGUUGUUUAUAACAAUAAUAACCUUGGGUUGUGAUGUUUCCGAGUUCAUAAAAUGUUGAAUUAAACAAUGCUGCCAUGAUUGACAAAAGAUGUAGAGGUUUCACAAGUUGCUGAGGUAAAUAGAUCAGUUGUUGUGGGUCCGUGAGGGGCCUAUGCACAAUGAAAUCACAACAACGUGUUGACCAAACCACACAUUAGAAAGUGAAGGGACGACGACGACGUUUCAUCACAAUCGACUUGAGAAUGGUCCAGGACGGACCGAAACGUCGUCGCCCCUUCACUUUCUAGUGUGUGGUUUGAUCAACAUAUUUAAGCCACGUUAUUGUGACUCCUCGUAUGCACAACAACGUGGUGUAUCUAUAAGAAAAUAGUGGUCAUGAGAGUCCAAAGACGCGUGUUGGAAUCCAUUGCAUGACUCCACAAAUUUUAUCUUAGAGUUUAUGUCUCAUUUACUGGGAUAUGUAAAUAAUUUACUAGAUUGAUGAGAUGUAAAUGAGUGUGUGUAUGUGCUCCUGGGGCUCUUGUGGCUGUGUUGGCUGCCUUAGGCUCAGGAAUGAUGGUUGUUUCAUUGUCGACAACAAUGUUGUGUUUUAAUUUGUAUAGAUAUACAUUAUCUGCCUUUUGUUUUGUGUGUAUGCACCUAACUAUUCUUGUAGGGUCGAACUCUAGCUCCUGAGCCUUGCCUUAUUAGCUGCUUCGGGUUUCCAGUCAUAUCUUCUAUUGAAAAAUAUGUACUGCAUCAUAUGCUAUUUCUCUUAUUAUUCAUUAGAAUUUGCUCCCUACCCUUAUGGUAAAUAUGUUUUCCUAAUAUUCCUUAACCAUCCAUCGUCGUGAAAUGUUAGUACUUCUUUAACUAUGUGGUAGUAAGUACCAAUAUGUAAUAAUUAAGCCCUAUUAAGCCUCUUUUUUUGUACUAUAGCUAAAAAGCAGACUUAAAUAUUCCUAGGCCUAGUAUAGCACAUAUAUGUACUAUGCUAGACCUCAGCGUGUAUUAGACCUAGAAGGGUUAGGUUAGGUCUUAUUACUAACAUAAAUAAAAACUUUUCCGGUUUGUCCAAUUUCAAUAAUACAAAAGUUUACUUUCUAGUGGUUCGUCACGACAUAUUUGUACUCUUGACCACAUUGUUACUAUAAGUACUUUAAUUUUCGAAGGAUGGGCUGCCUUAACUGAUUCAUGUUCCCUUGUUCUACCUAGUAUUAGAUUGUACAUGUCCUCUUUAUCUAUUUCCCUGAGAAUCUUUUAUGUCGUGAUCAUACCUCUUCGAUUCUUUUCUUUUCUGAAGUGAGGUGAGAUUUAUCUUCCAAAACCUCUUCUCAUCUCUGGUCUUGACCUUACAUAUUCCGAAGGGCUCCAUUCUUAGCUUCCUAAAUACUUCCACAAUGAAAUCAUUUUCAUUGUGGAAAAUGCAUAUGAUGCAGCAAAUGAAGGAAGCAUUUAAGAACGUAUUCUUAAAUGCUUCCUUCCACAAGUUCCCAAAUGCUUCCUUCCAUAGGUUCUUAAAUGUUUCCUAUGGCAACUCUAUUUGGAUGUCGUUCUUCUGUUGGCUAAAUUAUAUUUGCUUUGUUUUUAAGAGAUUAAUGUGCAAGUGUCACUGUUGAAGACUCCUCGUCUUGAUUUUAUCUUCAAUGAAGAUAAGGGGAGGGGAGAGCGGAGGUGGAUACACACACGUGUGAGUGGGAAAGGGUUAGUGCAUUCCUUCGCCCUUUAAUUUCAUUGUCAUUCUGUCUCUCCCUCUCCACUAUGUCAACAUACCAUACUUUACUUAGUCACAUAUCAUGACCAAUGUAACAAGUGUAAAAUACACAGCAACUGUAUAUACACAAAAUGUGUUUAAUUAUGUAUAUACGUAUAUCAUGAAUUCAACCAGGUAUUUAUGUAAUCAACGAGUAUUUGUACUAGAUGUGUAAAUCAUUAUUAAAUACAUUCACACAACAUUUUAUACCUCUUGAAUGUGUAAAUCGUAACAACGAAUUGUGCUGUGCAAUUAAACUGUGCUUAGGGAACCGAAAAAAGAAUCACCAGGCUUAUGUGCCAAGCUUAAGCCCAGUGAGCCAACCAUCCUUGAAACCUAUCCUCAGGCUAGGCUCGUCUAAGCUUUUGCCUGCCUCAAAGAAUAAAUUUGAACGUACUGUUUAAUCAAAAUCUUUAUUUCUCAAAUAUAAAUUAUUAUACAGUAUUAUCAUUUUGUUUAUAGUUAGGGGGGUAGGUUAGGUUAUGCCAAGUGUUUUAAUUCUGUUGGUAAUUAUUUAUUUUAACUACAUUGGAGUACUGUUGAAACUAAAUAGAGAUGUGAUUCAAAAGACUGUUUAUGAAAAGUUUUAACGUAAUCAAUUGCGAGGUGCAUCUAAAAUAUAUUUUAUUCAUAAACAGGGAGGCAGGUGGCUAGAUGGCUUUUAACCAUUUUUUAAGAGGAAGGGUUGUUCUUGGUUGAUUAAGGUGGACUAAUGGCUAUAGGUCUUGGAUUCUGUUCUUGUGACCAAGGUUCGAAUCUCACGUAAAUGACCCAGUUUCAUUAUAUUGUUGAUAUGAUAUUUGAUGAAUAUCAUCAACACCAUCAUUAUUAUUAUCGUUAUUUGUUAAAUAGUUUGACAAUGUACGUUUACAAAUAUAAAAUUGAGAUUUAAUAAAUCGUGUGAAAUGUUUGUACUGUGCUUACAUGAGAUGUCAUAAGAAGAUGUCAGUGUAGUGAGGCUCAGUAGACUUCUUGGAAAGUUGAAACUGUCUGUAUUUGGGGGCUGGUACCUCCUAACAGCUGAAGCUGCUAUGAAAUAAGUCUGUGAUGGUCGAAAUAGGUGGGAAUUGAGAAUGUUUGAGAUUGAAAAAUUUAAAGCCUAAAACUCUAAGAGAUUGAAUUUGUUGGGAUAUUGGUGUUGAGGAGUGUAUGAACUUUUGAUGCUGAAGCGUUUGGGUAAAUGGCACUGUUGAUGAAGAAUGUAACUGCUGGGGACUGCAACUGUUAGGAACAGUGAUAAGGAAUGAAACACAUGGGGCUCUAGCUAUUGGACCCCGAACUAUUGAAUACUGGAGUUACUGAACGUUGGAGCUAUCGAUCGAUUGAAUUAUUGGAUGUUGGAACUAUUGAAUACUGAAAUUGUUGAAUAUUGAAACUAUUGUACGCUGGAACUAUUCAACUCUGGAUAAUUGAUUAAUCAUACCAGUUAUUUCCAUCAAUGAAAAUAUUUCUUAAUUUUAUUUGCUACAAUUACAAUGUGUUCGCAUACAUAUAUUUUCCCGCUAUAUCAAUAUUAAUUUUUUAUUAGGAUUACAUAAAUUUGUUUAUUAUAUUUGUUGAAGUGACAUCAUAAAGACAUCAUGAUUCAGUUUGUAGUGCGUGUAUCUGAGGGGCUCAGGACGCGGGUUCGAUCCCAUUUUAGUGCCUCUGUAUUUAUUAAUUAAGACUUUGGAUUAUAUUCAGUGGGUUGCCUAACAUUUUGGGGAUUUAUUUACUCAUAAUUUUUUUAUUAAAAUGUUACAAUUAAAAAAAGGUAUUAUAUUCAUCACGAUUUUAUCCCAAUUUUGAAUUAUAUAAGUUACAGCUGUAUAAAGAUUUGGGAUUGUAUUAAUUGAAUUAAGAUUUAGCAUUUGUAUAGGGUUCCAGGCUUGGAGUUUGUGUUGAUGUGUAAAGAGGAAGUGUUACGUGUAUAUAAGAGAUUUAUUUUAUAUCAUCAAGAAGGUUCAGUAUACAGGCACAUACCUACACAGCUACUGUAUAUACUUGUAUUUACUUACAUGUCUGUAUGUGUGUGUAUACAUAUAUAUGUAAUUUAUUAAAUUAAGUGGAAGAGUAGGAUUACAUUUUACAUAUAAACAUGAUCCAGAUUACAAAUCGAAAAUCUUCCAGAGCUCCUCAAAGUGGGAGAGACGUGUAUCUAGAACACAAAAGUAUUUCCCCACUGAAAAGAAAACUGGUUACUAUUGGGUCCUUGGUUUCCGUAAUGAGUUUGUCACCCGACUCAUUCCAUUCAGCUGGGCUCUAGGAGAUUCGAACCGUGGACCCCACGCGUGUGAGGCCGAAGCUCUAUCGACCGAGGUAUUGAGUGGUCUUAAUAGAGAAAGUUUCCAGAAGCAUCAUCGUGCAGCCACACUGGAAUUGUCGACUUUCCCUGACUACUACUGAAGCUCAGAGGACUUAGUGAUCCACACCAACGUCAUAUAAAUAUAACGUGGAAGUAUGGAUGACAAUUCAGCCAACUCAUUCACUCCUGAGUGCACUUUUACCCCCAUGGGUCUAAUGUAUGUGAGUACAUAAACACGAGUGCAGAUGCUAACAAGCAGGUUUUGUUAGAACACUCGGCAAACAACCUCACUGUAAUUCUCUCUCUCUCUCCUCAAAAUUGUAAACAGUUUUCCUCGUGGUUUAGUUUACGUGAUGUUGACGUUCAUUACUCACUGAACGUUACACAUGAAAUUACAUGAAACUUUACUGUAA